Rotaria sordida is the source of this 561-nucleotide messenger RNA. The record is from the annotation of a GenBank genome assembly. NCBI's taxonomy places the organism in Eukaryota, Metazoa, Rotifera, Eurotatoria, Philodinida, Philodinidae.
AUGGAUAUUUUAUUUAUACCAACAUUGCCAAAUGAAAUGAUUGAUCGUAUAAGCAAAGAAUUAUCUGGAAUUGAUCUAUUUCAUUUCACAUUAGCUAAUCAUACCGCUCUUAGUAUUGGCAAUUACCAUUUAAUACAAUUACUUUAUUUACAACCUGAUCUUUCAUUGGAUAAAGAAACAAAAUCAUUACUUCAUAUGCGAAAAUCACCGUAUUUCAUUUCAGAAAAUAAUCUUCUUGAACCACGUUUAUUAAACAAUGAAGAGUUAAUGCUAUUCAAAAUUUGGGGCAACAAUCGAACUCCACCGAAUAUUGUAACCAACUUGAAUCAAUUUAUAGAAAAUCUGACCAGUCGAUAUGAAUAUGAUCUUUGGGGUCCAUAUAUUAAUUGGGAUACAUUUGUUAUUGCUGGUGGUUCAGUUAUUUCAUCUUUACUUGUCGAACCUUUAACAGAAAAAAAUACAUCUGAUAUCGAUUUAUUUUUUUUACAACAAAAUUCACGAUUAUUUAAAACGGCAGUAGUAAGUCUAACAAUUGCUCUUACUCUUAUUUCUGAAUACUAG